This is a messenger RNA of Pseudophryne corroboree (corroboree frog), 6698 nucleotides long. RefSeq lists its product as uncharacterized. Gene Ontology annotation, molecular function: NADP binding; flavin adenine dinucleotide binding; N,N-dimethylaniline monooxygenase activity. The transcript is spliced from 7 exons. Lineage: Eukaryota; Metazoa; Chordata; Amphibia; Anura; Myobatrachidae. The coding region runs from base 494 to 2008 and encodes 504 amino acids. The record is from RefSeq and is a predicted model, not a curated record.
UGUGACAGUGCCACAGAUCGGAGCUCUUACCGAUCUGCGGCACUGAGCUGUGCUUCCGGCUUCCCUUGGUUGCCGUGGCAACCUUAUACCCGCAGCGCCGACCGCCAGGGCAGCCUAACAGUACAGGACAGCUGAGCGACGGCUCAGCUGUCCAAUAGCCUGUAAAGCAGCAGCCUGCGGCUCGGUAAUUGGCUGAGCGCGUAGGCUGCAGGGUAAGUCCCUGGCAGUGGCAGGCAACGUGUGGAGCUGCAUGUAUGCGCCUUGGAGGAGACAGAGAAGAGUGAGUUCUCACUCUCCUGUCUCCUGUAUUACAGCAAAAGUUUCAAAUUAAAUAUAUGUCCUGAGAGUGCCAGUUGGCAGCAUACACACGCAGCAGGGGAAGAGCUUGUGUCAAUGAGUCACCAGCAGGCACAAGGUUCAAUAUCCAUCGACUUACUGGUGUCACUAGUGAAAGAAGCUGCGUGUGCACUACGGAGACCCGUAACCAGUCGCCAUGGCCUCUUACGGGCUACGCGUGGCAGUGAUCGGUGCAGGAGCUGCUGGACUAUGUAGUGCUAGACACAUUCUGGCACGGCCGGCGACCUUUGAGCCUCCUGUGGUGUUUGAGAUGGCUGGGCAAGUGGGGGGAACCUGGGUGUACUCGGACCCGUCGGAGAAUGAUGCCCAGUCCCACUCUCCCAUGUACAGAGAUCUGAAAACGAACCUUCCUAAAGAGAUCAUGGAAUUUCCGGAUUUUCCAUUUGACCCUUCCCUGCCGUCCUUCAUCCAUCACUCGGAUGUCUUGAAAUACCUGGAAGAGUACACGGACAAAUUCUCCAUCCGGCCCCACAUCAAGUUUAACAGCCGUGUGGCAUCAGUCUCUCCCGUGCUUUCGGACGGGGACCAACGAAAGGUCUCCUGGGAUGUGACGGUCCACCAUCACGAUGACGAUAAGCAAGUGGCACAAAGGUUUGACGCUGUCAUGGUGUGUGUGGGACACUACUCCCAUACUUUCAUUCCCAACAUUGCUGGCAUUGAGAAGUUUCAAGGUCAAGUUUUACAUAGCAAUUCUUACCGCUAUCCAGAGGUCUUCUCAUCACGUUCUGUGGUUCUGCUGGGCUCAGGACCUUCUGGAGUGGACAUUGCCAUUGAGUUAUCUCAACAUGCCAAGCAUGUCACUUUGAGCCACCGGGGUCCCCCAAUGCAGUGGACCCCACCGCAAAAUUUCUCAGUGGCACCACCAGUGGUCGGUGCUUCUCCCAACACUCUGAUUUGUGAAGAUGGAACUGAGAUUAUGGCAGAUACUUUGAUUUUCUGUACAGGUUACAAAUAUAACUACCCAUUCUUAUUACCUUCAGAGGAGCAAGUGGUCAACCAGGAGAAAGGAGGAAAUGGGGAGCCGACAAGAAAAAGGAACUUCAUCACAUGUGAGGGGGAAGGUUGUGGGACAAUACUGGAUUCUAAUGAAGGGUUAGAGAGAAAUGGAGAACGAUUGCUGUUUAAUGAGAACAUGUCCAUUAAAAGAGAUGACUCUAACCUUAGUUUGUUGGAGGAUGAAGAUAUAGUAGGACCUGAUGUAGGACAGGGUCACCUCCCACUGCUUUACAGACACCUCCUCCAUGCCCGCUACCCCACCAUGUGCUUCAUUGGGGCCUGCAAAAUCAUAGUCCCAUUCCCUCUGUGUCACUGCCAGGUUCAGUUUUUCUUGUCAGUACUAGAAGGGAAAUGCCGGAUACCCCCUCCAGAGCAAAUGCUGUCAGAAUCUCUUGAAGAGCUAAGAAACCACCAGAGAGCUGGUCUACCACUCAAGUACCUUCACCGCCUUUCAUCGGACCAGUGGGACUACAACCAGUGGCUUGCAGAUACUGCGGGGUUUGAACCACUGGCACCUGUGCUAAAGAAGCUUUAUGAGGCCAUUAGGGAUUUUAGGAGUCUAAACCCUGUUUUAUACCGCAGUUUCAACAUCACCAUCUUAAACAAAGAGGAGUUUGAGAUCCAGAAGGAUCCAGUGAGAGACACUGAUGAGUAAUCUGGAGACGGAGAGGUUUUCCCAAAGGUUGUGAAGCAUCAACGAUGUCCACAUUACCAUGGAUAAGGCUAGGAGAUGCUUUAAGCUCUGCGUGGUCUACUAACAAGAGUUACUGUAUUUCUUUGUGUUCGUAUGAAGAAGGGGAGCCUCCUGACAGAAGGAUCCCCCAUAGUAAGAGAGGACGUUAAUAUAUACACAUACUAUUAUAUUACGGAAAGUGUCUGUACAGACACAACUAGAAUAUCACAGGGGAAAAAGUUUAUCCCCAAGGAUCAGUACUUAUACUAUAGCUCUACUGGUGACAUUACUGGUGGUAAUAAAAGAUUUGCAAAAGAAGAUACACCGGGGCUGGAGUGGUAACCCAAAUGAUUGCCCUUCUAAGAAGCCCUGAGGAAUGGUCAAUAUUGUGCCAACUACAUUUUGUAAGAAAAAUAAUCUCCAACCCCGAAGGAUGAGUGUAAUAUUAAUUGCACUGGACUACUGAUGAGGAAAGACAUGUAGAAGUUACUGUUUCAUCAGGGAAAGUAAGAAGGUAAUGAGGAAGGACCUACCAGAUGCUAGCAUGCAUAGGAAAAGAGAUUAGAAGGGGAAGGAGGGUGGUGGUGAUACCAUUGUAUACUGUAGGUGAUCGGUAUGACCUGAGAUACUGUUCUGGACUCUGUAGAUCCAGAUCCGGAUGGACAUAUAUUUAUAUAUAUAUAUAUAUAUAUAUAUAUAUAUAGAGAGAGAGAGAGAGAGAGAGAGAGAGAGAGAGAGAGAGAUUAUAGACAGAAGAACAAUGAAAAUACUGAAGGGUUGAUGGCAACCAAUCAGAAUCUACCUACCAUUUUUUGGAGUAUUCUUGAUAAAAUGCUUCCUCAGAUCUGAUUGGUUGCUAUGGGCAACUUCUCCACUGUUUUCACUGCUUAAUACAUCAACCCCUGAUUAAAUAAAACCAUCUGGGUAGAGUAAAGGAGCCAAACUUGCCUAACAUGGAGCAAGGAUGGGAGUGGGGGAUACGAUGGAAGCUUUCACACCUACCGGAUGGUCUACCAAGGUAGAGGAGGGAUCAUUUUAUGGAGGAAGAGACAUAUUAGAACGCCAGGACAUGCAUGGACACUAGGGUUAAUAGAAUCAGGGGAACUUUGAUGAAAAUGCCCUCACUGAACGGGAAGUGGAUAGGUGGCAUAGCCUGCCAGCAGAGGUGGUGGAGGCUAUUACAGAAGGGGAAGGCAAAUGUUUGGGAUAGACAUAAGCUAUCAGAAAUCUGAAAUAACAAAGAAUCAACUAGGGAUUGAUGUCAUUCGUGAUAACAAACACAUGGAAGGCUGGGAUGAGUAAGUCCCUUGUCUAUGUUCCAACGUUAAAGUGUAAUAUCUUCGGUCACACCAAGAGGGCACUCACCAACUCUACUAAUAAACAUGCUUAAUCAAACCUUCAGCUUCCACAGUAAAUGGUUAUAUCAGUGCUUCAGACUAUUUCAAGGACUGUUGUCAAAAUUCUAUACUUUGUUGCUACCUUUCCACGAAAAAAAAGAACUUAUAUUUUUCUCUGAAAUAACUAGUGACAAAAGUAAUGGGCAUCCACCAUUGUUUAUUCCAUACUUAAUACAAAUCUGACUUUGCGUUAGAUAUUUGAUUCAACGGAAUAUUUUAAAUAAUAAAACCAAUGAAAUGGACAAAAAGUACGUGACUGUUAACCUAAUUUUUUGUUGAACAAUCUUUAGAGGCAAUCUUUGCACUCAUGUGAGUUCUGUAUCUCUCGAUGUACCUGCCAGCAGUUAGUUUGGCCCACACUUCCUGAGCGAACUGCUCCAGCGGUCUCAGAAAAAACUCAAUAAAUGUUGGAUGGUGCAAUCAGACAAGGACGUACCUUGACCUUGGAGUUCAGCUCGUAUUUCUUUGGAAGUCUUCCCUGGCUCUUUUUCUACCUUUCUCACGAUCCUAUUUAAUCUGGUGUAAUUUUUCGUCUUGCGGACUCGUCCAGGGAGGUUGGUUACAGUCCUACGGACUUUAAACUUCUUAAUAUGUGCAACUGUAGUCACAGGAACAUCAAGCCGCUUGGACAGAGUCUUAUAGCCUUUACCUUUUUACAUGCUUGUCUAUAAAUUAUGAUUUUCUGGUCUCCUCAGACACCUCUCUCCUUUGUUUUGUCUGGUCCGUGUUCAGUGUGGGGCAUACGAUGAUACCAAACAGUAGGCUGACUACUUUUCUCCAUUUAAAUAGGCUGAAUGACUGAUUGGAAGAUUGAAGACGUAAUGCUAAUUCAAGAAAGCAAUUCGUUUGAAAUAUCGCUAUAAUCCAGUUAUUUAUUAUCUUUUCUAAGGGCUACAAACAAAUCUGUUCAGGCCAUUUUAGAAUAUAUUUGGAGAAUAAGCAAUACUUCACCUGUUUUCACAGUUUAUUUGCUGUAUUCUAUGACAUAGCAAAGGCAUGAGACAAUAGCUUCUACUGUCACCACUUGUCAGAGGGACUAUUUCAGUGAGCUAUAAGAAUGCCAAUAAAUUUGUCCGCGUCUGUACACAUAUUAUUGAUUUAGGUGGGAGGUUUAUGUGACAUACCAAAUAAAAUUUAAAUGGGUCUACUCGGUCGUAACUAGACCUUUGUGGGUCCCAUAACAAGAUUUUGAAAGGGCCCCCUCCUGCGCUCCGGGGUGGUGGUUUUAAGGUGAUGGGGGUCAGAACAGCAGAGAGAGGGCGGGGCCUGACAGUGGAUGGAGGUGCGUUGCAGGGUGGACACCCAAGUCUGGUCGGGAUAGAUGGGGGGAGGAGACUGGGCAGUGACACAGGGAAGGGAGAGGAGAUUAGACUGGAUCACAUGGCAGGCCAUUUUCUCAAUAUCUCAGAGCUGGGGACUUAGGGUUCUAUGUACUAAGCCUUGGAUGAAGAUAAAGUCGGCGGAGAUAUAGUACCAACCAUUCGACUACUAACUGCCAUGUCACUGGCUGUGUUUGAAAAAUGACCGUUAGGAGCUGGUUGGCUGGAACUUUAUCUCCGUCCAAGGAGUAAAUAGACCCCCUAGUUACUCCGGGCUAGUUCUAAUGUCACCAGUGUGACUGCUGUAUAAACUGGAAUUUGUGUUUUUCUUUUUUUUAAAUAAAGACAUGUGCAUGGUGACAUCCACCUACCAGCCUGUCCCUCACACACCCUCUCCUGACCCCUGUCAAUUCUCACCCACUCAAACCCGCUCCUGCUCACCUACAGCAUGUCCCUCCUAUGUCCCCUCCUUCCCACCCAAAUCAUAUCCCACGCGUAUUCCCUCCUUUGUUCCCACAGCAUACUCCAUGCAUGUUCCCUCCUGCCCACCCACAGCAUAUCUCACACCUAUAGAUUGUAAGCUUGCGAGCAGGGCCUUCCUACCUCUGUGUCUGUCUGUUUUUACCAGUUUUGUUCUAUUACUGUUUUUCCAAUUGUAAAGCGCAAUGGAAUGUGCUGCGCUAUAUAAGAAACUGCUAAUAAAUAAAUAAUAAAUGUUCCCUCCUGCUCACCCACAGCAUAUCCCACACAUGUUCCCUCCUGCUCACCCACAGCAUAACCCACAUAUGUUCCCUCCUGCUCACCCACAGCGUAUCGCAUGCAUGCUCCCUACUGUUCACCCACACUAUAUCCCACGCAUGUUCCCUCCUGCCCACCCACAGCAUAUCCCACACAUUCCCAAACCUGCUCACCCACAGCAUGUCCCUCGCAUUCCCAAACCUGCUCACCCACAGCAUGUCCCUCACAUGUUCCCUCCAGCCCACCCACAGCUUAUCCCACACAUGUUCCUUCCUGCUCACCCACAGCAUAUCCCACAUAUGUUCCCUCCUGCUCACCCACAGCAUAUCGCAUGCAUGCUCCCUACUGUUCACCCACAGCAUAUCCCACGCAUGUUCCCUCCUGCCCAGUGCCACCCACAGCAAAUCCCACACAUUCCCAAACCUGCUCACCCACAGCAUGUCCCUCGCAUUCCCAAACCUGCUCACCCACAGCAUGUCCCUCACAUGUUCCCUCCUGCCCACCCACAGCAUAUCCCAUACAUGUUCCCUCCUGCUCACCCACAGCAUAUCCCACAUAUGUUCCCUCCUGCCCAAGCACAGCAUAUCCCACACAUGUUCCCUCCUGCCCACCCACAGCCAUAGCCAGAUUAAAGGGGGGAUGCAGGGCAUACUGUAACCCGGGCCCCCCUUUGUCAGGGGGCCCCCUGGCUAGAGCACACUGACAUCAUUAGCUUUCCCUCUUAAGCAGCAGCAGAACCAACAGCCAGAAUGUGAGCAGGACAGUAUGCAGUGAAGGCAUAGACCCAGGAGUAUCAUGAGCUACCAAUAGAGCUUUCCGAACAGAGAAGAGAAAGGAGGAUGGAGAGAACUGUAAGUAACACAGAGAUCCCAGCUUAUCCUCUUCCCUGCUUGGGUGUCUGAGCCUUGUGUAAACUGUUCUGCAACUAAACCAUUUGGGUCUAGAGAUAGAGACACACACAGAGAGUCCUCCUGAGUCCUGUCCCAUUGUGUAAGUAGUACAAAGGCUGUUGCUAUUCUUGCAUGUGACAAGAUAAAUUAUUUUAUUUUUCUAAGUGUAUUUUAAGGUUAAGUUAUCUGAAAAUGUUAUAUAAUAGUUGUCUUUCAAUUAGGCGGAGCUAUGAACAGUACCCAUCCAUUAUUAAAGUAUUAGUUUAAAACUAACAUACACCAGUGGUUUAAAUUUAAUAAACACAAUCCAUACCUCCCACCAUGACCC